Aphanomyces invadans is the source of this 1606-nucleotide messenger RNA. RefSeq lists its product as hypothetical. The coding region runs from base 33 to 1424 and encodes 463 amino acids. Gene Ontology annotation, molecular function: protein binding. NCBI's taxonomy places the organism in Eukaryota, Oomycota, Saprolegniomycetes, Saprolegniales, Verrucalvaceae. The record is from RefSeq and is a predicted model, not a curated record. The transcript has 5 exons.
CUGCCCUUUGAGGAUCCCUCGCUUGGAAAGGAAUGAGCGCAAGGCGGCGAAAUAUCCGCUUGGAAGAGUAUGCGUCGACGGGAGCCGUGACAAGGGUCGUCGUCGAAAGUGACAUGAACGAAGCUGCGCCAUGCAAGAAACCUCCUCGAUAUGCGGCAGCUUCCUCGCACAAAGAUAAUGAAGCAUAUCUCGCCGCGUUCGACAACGAUCCUCGCCUACCUCGACUGGACCUCCCUGCCGCAAGCGACGACGCCACAACAACAAAAGCCACAUCGGUUCCACUUCCAAUGCUGGUGACAUCUACGCCAAAGGCGAAUGUGGCCACCGACGGGUCAUCGCGAGCGCCAUGGCUUCGAGGACCAAGUGAUUCGAGUGGUUACGUCGAGCCGGUGUCGAGCCAACCACUCACGUGCAUGAGUCUGGCACCUGACAUGACCGAAGUAGUUGUGGGUAGCUGCGACCAUGCAUUGUACGCCAUUCCGUUGCAGCAGCGCAAAGCGUCGAAGGGCAAGAACGGCAGUGGGGUUCGCACGCUGUAUUCGAAAACCGCCGGCCAUGGCGAGUGGGUGACCGCUGUGGCGCAUAUGCCAGAUGGCCGUGUUGUGUCGGGCGGGAUGGAUAGCAAGCUCUGUCUAUGGGACAGCAACAAUCGGUGCGAAGACUUGACUGGGCACGCAGGAUCGAUAUCUCUCAUCCGACCUUUUACCGAGAAUUGGAUCGUCAGCGCCAGCUACGACAAAACGUAUCGGUUGUGGGAUGGCGCGCCAGGGAAGCGAGCAGCUAAAGCUGGCCGCGAACGUCAUUGCCUCAAGGGCCACGAUGCCCCCAUUCUCGACUUUUCCCUCUGGGGCAACCGGCUCAUUGGUGGCGACCGCAACGGCUCCGUCCUAGUGUUUGACCUUGCACAGCACGCGGUGGAGCGAAAGGCCAAGGGAGUCCACAUCGGGCACUGCACGGCGGUGCUUGGAAGCCAGCAUAACUCAGACCACGCAUUCAGCGGCGGGCAAGAUGGCUUGCUUCGUAUGUGGGAUGCGCGCUCCAAGGAUGCCGUGAUGAAGGUGUCCGUGCACGUCAGCCAACGAGGCACCGGGGCCGUCAGCUUCAUCAAGGACGUGUCGACCAUGGACCAUGUCAUCGUAACGGGCGGAGCCGACGGCAAGGUCCAAGUUGUGGAUGUCCGUGCUUCGAACGUGCGGUCGACGUUUUCUCAACACACGACGUUCAUCUACUCGGUGCACGUGGACCACGAAUUGUGCUUUAGCGGCAGUGGAAGCGGCAUGCUCCUUGUGCACGACUUGCGCACGGACGCAUUACAAUAUGGAUUGGGCGCGAACCAAGCAGCUGUCCGAGCGAUCGCCACGACAGCCACGACGCUCGCGGCAGCGGGCGACGACGGUGGUGUGUUGGUGUAUGAGAUGACAUGAAAAAAAGCCUGUGGGGAACGAGACAAGUUGAACCCGAUCGGUCCAGAGAGGAACAUGGAGCACAUUGCUUUGUGUUGCUGUGGCCAUGAGCACCAUGUUGCAUGCUUGUACACCUGAAAGCUUCCUGCCGAUGCCCACGACGAGUACUGCCAUUGAAAUGUAGAGAGCCAUUUCUCCAUAGG